This is a messenger RNA of Telopea speciosissima, 1194 nucleotides long. RefSeq lists its product as uncharacterized. The record is from RefSeq and is a predicted model, not a curated record. The transcript has a single exon. NCBI's taxonomy places the organism in Eukaryota, Viridiplantae, Streptophyta, Magnoliopsida, Proteales, Proteaceae. Bases 113 to 1162 code for a protein of 349 amino acids.
UCCCUUCCCUUUCCUCUCCUUUUUGCUUCUUCUUCUUCUUCUUCUUCUUCUUCUUCUUCCUAAACCCAAAUCUUCUCUGUAAAAAACCCUAAACCCCACGAAAUUGAAGAAGAUGUCUGACCUUUCCUCCUCGUCUUCCUUUACUUCUUGUUUCCGCUCCACUACUCUACCCAUGGACCUUGACCCAUCAGCUGAGGAGUCACCGGCGGCGCCGCGUAACUCCGGCAGCACCAAUCUCACCACCUGCGUCUACCACACCGACCUGGGUGUCUUCGCUUUCACCUGGUGCAGCAACGUCGUCGGCAGAGCUCUCCAUAUCGACCUCUGCUUUGAUGAUCAUGACGAGGAUCUGUCCUCGUUCCACCUCUACAUCAAGCCCUUUCUCUUCUGGCGGAGACGCGGUUCUAAGAGAUUCAAUCUCAGUAGCCCAACAAGGAAGGUUGAAAUCUUUUGGGAUCUCACCAAAGUCAAAUUUAAUUCAGGCCCAGAACCCCAGUCUAGAUUCUAUGUCGCUGUUGUCAUCGACGGCGAGAUGACUCUUGUUGUGGGUGACUCCUGCAACGAAGCUUAUAGCAGAACCAGAGCAAGAAAGGCAGAAAGAAAUCAGGUUUUGAUUCUAAGGAGGGAACAUGUUGUGGGCAACAAGUAUUAUACUACGAAAGCUAGAUUUGGGGGUAAGAUCAGAGAUAUCUCCAUUGAUUGCAGAGUGGGUUCAGGAGAUGAGCCCAGGCUUUGUUUCAGCAUCGAUAGGAAGAGGGUUUUGCAGGUGAAGCGAUUGAAGUGGAAGUUCAGAGGAAAUGAGAGAAUUGAAGUGGAUGGGGUACCUAUUCAGGUGUCUUGGGACGUUUACAACUGGUUGUUCGAUGGUGCUGAGAAUGGGCAUGCCGUGUUCAUGUUUAGGUUCGAGAAAAUGGAGGAAUUGGAGGAUGAGAUGGUAAUGUUGCCGCAACAUCAACAGCAGCUGUGUGGUUUUGGGAUGAAUGGGUUCGAGUGGAAGAAGAUGAAGAAGAGUCUGUUGAAGACGGGGAGCUCGUCGUCAUCUUCGAUGUCUUCAGCUUCGUCUGGUUGCAGUUCUUCUGUGUUGGAAUGGGCCAGUACAGAGGAGAGCGAGUUGCAGAGUCCAUCUGGGUUUUCAUUGCUGGUUUAUGCUUGGAAGAAAUGAAAGGACCUGAUUCCAACUGAUUCUUUUUUUUU